AUGUCUAUUGAUACAAUUUUCAUACUUUCUCAAAAUGGUGAAAUCUUGGCUCAUAGAAUAUUCAAGGGUCUCAAGCGCAAAGACACCCUCCCUGAAUUUUACACAUAAUUCGUGCAAUUCUUCAGAGGGACCAAUGCAGAUAAGGAAUACCCUAUAAUCAGAAUAAAGGAUGCCCUCUACCCUUUUGUCACCUUCUCAGACAUCAUCAUUGGAGCAAUAGUAACAGAAGAGAUUCCCGUAUUGCAAUUAUUCGCAACGCUCUUUCUCAUUCUGGAUGUCCUUAAGGCCUCCUUUCCCAACGAAUCCUCUGAGAAACUUAAGUAGAAUUUGCACACCAUUGGCAUUAUGCUCGAUUCUGUCUUUGAUUACGGCUAUCCCUAAAUUACAUAAAAGCACGUGCUUGAAAGUAUUGUAAGGCCAGGAGGCAUAAUCGAAAAAAUUGAAGAAAAAAUUAUAGGCAGACAGAAUGUGCAAAAGGAAACAGUGUCCCUCUUGGAGAAAUACAUAGAUGGACAAGCUGAUGUAAGAGAGCAUAGUCAAUAUCGACUCCCAGAGAUCAAGGGAGAAGAGGAAGUUUAUUUUGAUGUGAUCGAAUUCCUGGAUUGUGUAUUCGAUAAGAAUGGCAGAAUAUUGAUUGAAGAGAUCAACGGAGAAAUCAAAGUGGAUUGCAACUUAUCAGGAUUGCCUGAGUUAUUUGUAUUCCUCAAUCAAACCAACCAAUUCAAUGAUUACACUGUUCAUGAAUGCUUACUUCAAAAAAUCGAUACCUAUGAAAGAGAACGAGUCUUGGCAUUCGUCCCACCCUCUGGAACCACAACUAUAUUUUAUUACAACAUCAAAGGCAUUUCCAUUAGACCUCCCUUUGAAUUCAUUCCAAAGCUCCAAUUCAUCAACAACCAAGUCAAAAUUGAGUUCCUACUUAAAAAUAGACCAGUCAGAGGGUAAUCCUAUGCUGUUGAUGAAUUCCAUACCAAAUUAACAGUGCCAAGUGGUUUGACUUUAGGAGAGACUGAAAUGGCCUAGGGAACACUCCAACAAUUAGAAAAUGCUAUCCUUUGGAGAAUUGGGAAACUGGAAAUUGAUUCUUCCAUUAGAUUAGCUGUCACCUUCUCAUCGACUGAAGAUUAAUUUAAUAUCAUACAGUAGGGCAACUUCUUGGUCCAAUUGAAAUUUGUUGUCAACACAUUUAGUCCUUCCCAAACCAAGAUUGAUAAAGUUGAAGUUAGAAAUGGGGCCAAGGUUUUGACCAAAAAAGCCAGGAAUAUUGCCAAGAGUGGUUAUUACGAAAUUAGAUUAAAUUGA
Paramecium tetraurelia is the source of this 1302-nucleotide messenger RNA. RefSeq lists its product as uncharacterized. The transcript has 4 exons. The record is from RefSeq and is a predicted model, not a curated record. Gene Ontology annotation, cellular component: cytoplasmic vesicle; clathrin adaptor complex. Gene Ontology annotation, biological process: vesicle-mediated transport; intracellular protein transport. Lineage: Eukaryota; Ciliophora; Oligohymenophorea; Peniculida; Parameciidae.